This is a messenger RNA of Rhinopithecus roxellana (golden snub-nosed monkey), 918 nucleotides long. It is a transcript of the gene PFDN4, whose product is annotated as prefoldin subunit 4. Gene Ontology annotation, cellular component: prefoldin complex; cytoplasm. Bases 256 to 660 code for a protein of 134 amino acids. The transcript is spliced from 4 exons. The record is from RefSeq and is a predicted model, not a curated record. Gene Ontology annotation, biological process: protein folding. Lineage: Eukaryota; Metazoa; Chordata; Mammalia; Primates; Cercopithecidae.
ACACCCCCGUGUUUAUGUCGGCCCACGGGGGGUUGCCUGUCCCUUUAAUUGGCAUGUACCAAGUCUUUCUAGGUCACAUUUCCUCCGUACGUUCCAGCCGUUUGGAAUCACUAGCCAAAAGUCCAAGAGGAGGGAAUGUGGAGACAGUGUUGUAUUUCUGCGGGGAGUUCUGGGCCGACCGGGAGCGAGAGAACGCUCGGGGACGAAGCGCGCCAUUGCGGCCCUCCCCGCCGCGUGCCGUAGUCCAGUCCCAAGAUGGCGGCCACCAUGAAGAAGGCGGCUGCAGAAGAUGUGAAUGUUACUUUUGAAGAUCAACAAAAGAUAAACAAAUUUGCACGGAAUACAAGUAGAAUCACAGAGCUAAAGGAAGAAAUAGAAGUAAAAAAGAAACAACUCCAAAACCUAGAAGACGCUUGUGAUGACAUCAUGCUUGCAGAUGAUGACUGCUUAAUGAUACCUUAUCAAAUUGGUGAUGUCUUCAUUAGCCAUUCUCAAGAAGAAACACAAGAAAUGUUAGAAGAAGCAAAGAAAAAUUUGCAAGAAGAAAUUGAUGCCUUAGAAUCCAGAGUGGAAUCAAUUCAGCGGGUGUUAGCAGAUUUGAAAGUUCAGUUGUAUGCAAAAUUUGGGAGCAACAUAAACCUUGAAGCUGAUGAAAGUUAAACAUUUUAUAAUAUUUUUUUAUUUGUUUAAUAAACUUGAAUAUUGUUUAAAAUGAUAAUUUUCCUUCUUCAAAUGACAUGGAACGCAAAACUUUUUGUUUUUUUAAUUUUCAUUUAUUUAAUGGAAACUUGCCUAUUUUCACAUGUCUGCUUAUUUAUUUUAUAUUUUUAAAAGAAGACAGUAUUCACCUAUGUAUUUUGCAUAACGAUUAUAUCAAGUCUAGGAGCUUCGUGUCAUUAAAAUCAGUUAAGCAAUCUU